CUGGAGAAAUGUCGGCUUUGCAUAUUGCUACCAAUCUUGACCGUAGACGCUGCGAUCGUAUGCUGACAGGUUUCUGACAGGUUCAGCCGCCGCCAUCCAUGCCUCGUGAUCCUGACCAUCGACAGAACGCAGACGCGAGUCCGCUGCGAUCCUCUGAGAGUGGUCGCAUGAUAAAUAUAGAGCGAACCCCGCAUGUGUGCGAGGACGAUAAAGGGGGUUCGUACGGAGAGAGCGGGUUAAGCUCGAGAUGGCUUUCCUUCGCUUGCUCUCUGCGCUCGUCGCCUGCCUCGGCCUUGCGUGGACCAGCAAUGGCCAGGGACCGUAUCCGGGCCAGAUCAAGAACCUGGUGACGUUCGGAGACUCCUACUCUGACGUGUAUGCGCCAGGGGACAACGGCACUGCAUGGCCCAUCUAUGCGGCCAUGUACGGCAACUUCACGCUGUACCCUUUCGCCAAGUCCGGCGCAACGUGCUCAAACUACCUGACCUACAAGCCAUUUCCACCGGUCUUCGAGAGUCAGCUUCCGCUCUACUUCACAGAGAAGUACAACGGAUCCCUCGAACUCGAUCCAACCAGCACAAUGUACACGCUAUGGAUCGGGACGAACGACGUCGGCGUCAACGCGCUCCUGACAGGCGAUCAGACCCCAGGCGUUACGCUCGUGGAUACUAUUGGGUGCGCCGUCGAGUGGGUGAAGGUCUUGUACACCAGCGGUGCUAGGAACUUCGUCUUCCAGAAUAUGCUGCCUCUGCAGGAUACCAUUUUGUACUCCACCUACUCUUACCCCAACCGGUACUGGACGGAAGAGCGAAACACGACAGAGUGGAACGUCAUGAUGACCGAGAUUACGAACACCGGCAACGCCUUGUCCCUCGCCUGGCUCACCGCGCUCGCUCCAACUCUAGAGGGCGCCCACCUCGGCUACUUCAACUCGUACGGGCUCGUCGCCGACAUCUAUGCAAACCCCCAGAACUACCUGAACGGUACUGCUCCGCUGAACGUCACUGGUUGCAUCAACUCGUGUGAGUACCAGUUGAACGAGAGCACAGCGGGUCCGGUGACGUGCAACGUCGCUGAGGGAACAGCAAGAGAUAGCUUCAUGUGGUAUGAUGAGUUGCACCCGUCCGAGCAGACCGACAGGGUCAUCGCUAGAGAGAUUGCGUCUGCUGUAGUGCGGAACUCGUCGGACUGGAUUACAUGGCUGAGUUGAACAUCGGACAGAACACUGCAGACAUUACCCUAGAGCAAUGGACUAGAGACCUGGGAAUAAGAUUGCUGCUAUCUUCGGCAGGCAUAUUGUGAUGCUUCCCUGCGGCGUACACAUGCGCCUUGCUAGAAAAUACCGAGUCAAGGAUCAUCAAGGACCUUCCACACCGUGUUCACAGGUACGGGAUGCCAUAACGCUUCGCAGUCCCGAACGGAAUACCGCACCUCCCAGGAAAUAUAUCA
Rhodofomes roseus is the source of this 1449-nucleotide messenger RNA. RefSeq lists its product as uncharacterized. Gene Ontology annotation, molecular function: hydrolase activity, acting on ester bonds. The transcript has 6 exons. Bases 248 to 1210 code for a protein of 320 amino acids. The record is from RefSeq and is a predicted model, not a curated record. NCBI's taxonomy places the organism in Eukaryota, Fungi, Basidiomycota, Agaricomycetes, Polyporales, Fomitopsidaceae.